AUGUCAUCAGCCUCGCCCCCUCCAUUGCUAUCAGAGCCGUCUGAUAAGCUUCUAGGAUCUGUUUCACCUGAUUCUCCUGUUCCCGCGAAGCGUCCAUUGGAUCGCUCUCCCUCUGAUCGUGCCGGCAAGCGCGCCAAGGGCCGCACGAAUAAAAGGACUUGGAGCGAGGCCCGUGACCCUGAUGAAGAGAGAGGGGAGAAAGCUCGCGAUAGCUCAUACCACGAAAUUUGGUAUUGCAAGCACUGCGACUCCACGAAAAAGCCUAAUUCGGUCACAACGAACUUGAGUCGAGCCCGCAAGCACCUGCGGGACUUUCAUGGUAUCCGGAUUGUUGAACAGGUAGAAAGGUCGGAUCUGAAGAAGCAGCAACAUGGCACUAUCACGGAUAUGUUUGGAAGGCAGGAGCAACGCCAGGCCAAUCGAGACCUUAAUGAGGAAAAAUAUUUGGUAAAUGCUAUUAACAUUCCCGCAUUCGAGGAAGCACUCGCCAGGCUCCUUGCGGUUCGCAAUAUCGCCCACACGUUCAUCGAAUACCCCGAGUUUCAUGCCGUUAUACUCUCCUGCAACUACAUGGCCCGGGACGUCCUCCUGCGCAGCCGCAGCGCGGUCCCAAAGCUUCUCGAAAAGACCUUCGCUCAGCACAAACAAGGCCUCGUUGAGAAGCUUCAUAAUUCUCUCUCAUCUAUGGUCCACUUCACCAUUGAUAUGUGGACCUCAUCGGAACAGAAAGCGGCAUAUCAGGCAAUCGUGGCUCACUUUGUAGAUGCGGAGACCAGAGAAGUUGCUCAAGCUUUGUUGUCACUGCGCGAGUUCAAAGGAAGCCACAGUGGGGAAUUACAAGCCAAGACUUUCCUGGAAGUUACCGACGAGUACGGCCUCAGGGGAAAAGUUGGCUACUUCACGAUGGAUAAUCACGAUGCUAACGAUACCAUGCUUGACGGUAUUGCAAAAGAGAUUGAGGGUUUAGAUCCGGUUGCCAAGCGACUACGCUGUAGUGCCCACGUCAUGAACAUCAUCGUUCAGUCCUUGAUCUCUCGGAGCAAGGCAAAGAAGAUCCAGGAGGAUGAGCAAGAGGGGAUCGAUGAAGCCUAUGAGCAGCUGUGCAGGCUAUCCCAAAAAGAGGGAGGAGGCAGUAUCACGAAGGCGCAAGCUACCGAGGAGUGGCGGGAGUUUCCUGUUCUAGGCAAACUCCACAAUUUGUGCAUAUAUUCAAGAAGCUCUACCAGCAUCCACAAUGACUUCAAGGCCAAGAUUGGUAGGGCCUUACCGAGGGACAAUGAUACACGCUGGAACUCAUGGUUUCGCCUCAUUGACGUGGCCAUUGAGAGACGGGCAGAAUUCAUGGAUUGGAUUCAAGAAAACCAUGCCAAAAUCGAGAAAGACGCAUUGGACCAUAACGACUGGAACGAACUCAGAGAUAUUCAUGCAUUCUUACAGGUAUUCCACCAGAUCUCAGUACGUCAAGGCCGAGAAAAUACGCUCGACGAAGUUCUUUCCCAUAUGGAUUUCCUCCAUCAUCACUUCACGCAGACCAAAAACAAGGCUUCCAGUAACCCACGCUUCUAUGCGCGUUUUCACGUCGCUUGGUUAAAGUUCGAGAAGUAUUACCAGCUUACCGAACAAGCCCCUGUGUACGUGGCUGGUAUUCUCCUCCACCCAGCACUUCGAAAGAGCUACUUGAGUGAGCAGUGGAAAAGAAAUCCAGCCUGGGUUAGCAAUGCCGUGAAGGCUGUACGGAAUAUUUGGUCCACAGAGUACAAGAGCUACCAGCUCCCAGACAAGCAGCAGGAAAAAGAGCAAGAAGUCGAUGAGUUUGAUCGCUGGAGGCAGAAGAUUUACAGCACAGCGAGUGAAGUGAAGGACGAAUUCGACCGCUUUAUUUAUGGCUCACAGGUUGGUAUUGGGCGACAAACAGCGUUACAGUGGUGGCUCGAACCGACACAGCGAGAGAACUUCCCCCUCCUCAGCCGUAUGGCUAUUGACAUUUUUUGCAUCCCCCCAAUGUCUGCAGAGGCAGAGCGAAUAUUCUCGGGAACGAGACGGCAGGUUACAUGGGAUAGAAGUAGCAUGUCUGCUAAAAUGGUAGAG
Molecule: messenger RNA, 2088 nt
Organism: Daldinia childiae
Lineage: Eukaryota; Fungi; Ascomycota; Sordariomycetes; Xylariales; Hypoxylaceae
Product: RecQ helicase TLH3
Exons: 2
Molecular function (GO): protein dimerization activity
Source: RefSeq, a predicted model, not a curated record